UUACAGGUUCCCUUAACUGAAGAUAAAUAAAUUUAUAAAAGAUGUCCACUUUGAUGCGCAAAUGAAGAUCUCAGGUAAAAAUGCGUGUCACAGAAAGAAGGUUGGUAAGGUAUCCGGUUCUGAUGCUCCUUUACGGAGAAACACUAGCUAGAUGCCUCUACCAGUUCGAUAGCGAAAACAGCAAAGUAGGGAAUUUCUCAUCUCCUGACUAUCCGGAAAAGUAUUCUGCAAAUGUGGAAUGCUUCUACAAUUUCGUUGGACGUGAUUUUGAAACCUUGAAGCUCACAUUUUAUCAUUUCGAUCUGGAGCCGCCUUACGCUAAAGGAUGCCUGACUGACUAUGUGGAUAUUUCUACCAUUACAGCUUCGGACGUGAAGGAGUUGGUUGGGAGGUAUUGCGGCUCCAGAGUAGAUACUCCACUACUUUCAAUGCAUCCGAAAGCAGAGAUUAUUUUCCGUUCCAACCACAUUGUUCAUCAUAAAGGGUUCUACGGCAUGUACGAGUUUCGUCAUGAAAAGACAAUACCGCCCCCCAAAAGUACCGAGCUUGUCGAAGGAUGCGGUGGGACAGAGACUGGAGUUGGCGGAGUCAUAGUGUCCCCAGGUUAUCCUCACUCGUUCCCAAAGGAUGUGGAAUGCGUGUGGUUGAUCAGAGUGGAUAGCAAAGAACACAUUUACAUCCGAAUCCUCGACUUACAGUUAUAUGGCAGCAUAGCAAACUGCGCUGAUGCUGAGUUGUCAAUCUACGACGGGUAUUCCAGCUUUACAUUUAAUCCCGAAAUUAUGAAGAAAUACUGCGGAGAUUUAAAGUACUACAAGAAUGUUGAAGAACGCACACAAAUGUCCAAAAGAAACAGACUUCUUAUCAGGUAA
Molecule: messenger RNA, 872 nt
Organism: Stegodyphus dumicola
Lineage: Eukaryota; Metazoa; Arthropoda; Arachnida; Araneae; Eresidae
Product: neuropilin and tolloid-like protein 2
Cellular component (GO): plasma membrane
Source: RefSeq, a predicted model, not a curated record